This is a messenger RNA of Phymastichus coffea, 1278 nucleotides long. RefSeq lists its product as uncharacterized. Bases 1 to 1278 code for a protein of 425 amino acids. NCBI's taxonomy places the organism in Eukaryota, Metazoa, Arthropoda, Insecta, Hymenoptera, Eulophidae. The record is from RefSeq and is a predicted model, not a curated record. The transcript has a single exon.
AUGUCUACUGAAAAAGACAAGCGCAUCGCGCAUAUUGUCCAGAAGGGCAAAACUGUAGAAAGACAGAUUCAAGCUCUUAGGGACUUUCUUGCUGGUGAUUCGCCAGAUCCAACAAACGCAAAGCUUCGUUCGACAAAUCUGUCUUCAUUAUUUAAUGAGUAUAGUCGAAAUAUCGACGAACUUGCUAAUCUUCAAUCUGAUCAUCCUCAAAUUGCCGCUCUUCCAGAGGUAGAAAACAAUUAUUAUCAGGUUGUUAGUGCUGUUAGAAAAUUACAGGGUGCAGAGCCAAGUGCACAGUCUACUCUUUUGAACACCAGUAAUCUGACUUUCACUGAGCAAAACGAUUUGCCAAAGCUUCCCGAAAUCAGAGUUGCUACUUUCAGCGGAGACCAAAAUGAGUGGGUUGCUUGGAAACACAGUUUCGUGGCUCUUGUUCAUGAACGUCCAAACACAAGUAAUUUCGUGAAACAUUCUCUGUUGAUUGGUUAUCUUUCUGGUUUAGCUAAGGGCAUCAUCAAGCACUUGCCUCCCAGCGAAGCAAACUACUCAAUUGUGUGGAAAGAAUUGUGCAACGCUUUUGAUCAAAAGCGCAUUGUCAUCAAUGAGCACAUCGAUGCUAUUUUGACUUUGCCUAAACUUUUCGAAGCAAAGGAAGAUAGUCUCUCGAACCUGUUGAGUUUAGCUCGUCAGCAUGUCAACAUGCUGAAACAAUUAGACAUCGUUGUCAAUGAGGAAUUCAUGAUUAGAAUUCUCGAGAGAUGUUUGCCUACAAGUGUGGUCUCAAGAUGGCAAGAUCGUCUUGUAGCAAACAAACUUCCAAAACUGGAUGAGCUGUUCAGUUUUAUACAAAAUACGAUUUUCAGUCUUCAUCAACUGGGAACACUCCCAUCUUCCUCUAGGAAAAGACCUGCUGAUAAGAGCAAUCAUGCGAAGAGUAAAGUCGCAAAGCAUGAGGCUCGUUCUCUUGUUACUACUACUGCUGAUGAUAAGAAACAUUCUAAAAAGUCAUCCCCCAAGUGUAACGAAGCACAUCAUCUUUUUGUAUGUCCUAUUUUCAGAGAUAAAAUGCAACAUCAAGAAAAACGGACUUUCGUAAAUCAAAAUAAACUCUGUCGCAAUUGCCUUUAUGCCCAUACCUUUCCUUACAAAAGCGACAAACGCUGCAAAACUUGUGGAAAGGCUCAUCAUACAUUGCUUCAUGCAGACAAAGGGUCCAAGUCAUCGGACAAUACGAGUAAUGGAGCAAAUGCCUCUUCAAGCAGCACUCCGCAAUCAUGA